UUUUUUUUCCGGGGGGGUGGGGGGGGGGGUGGGGAGGGAGCGCCCCCAGAAAUUCCUGGACAUCACCCCCUGCCCCAAGCACGCAAUAAACACUGACAAGAAAAACUUUUUAUUUCCUGGUUCAACUUUUUUUUUUCCUGGAAUAUAGACCGAAGAAUGGGAAUAAACACGAAUAAAUAGCAGAGCGAGGCCGCGCGCCGGGAUGCGCCUGGUUGCAGCCGCGAGGCCAUUGUCUCACCGCCCUGAAGCCAGCCUGGCGUUGUCCCCCGGCUCCUUCCCUUUCCCUGUCCUUUUUGAUUUUCCUUUUUAAAAAGACGCCCCCUCCAGCCCCCUCGCCUGUGACCUUGGCAGCCUCGGAUGCUCUGAUUCCACCAACUUGCCCCCGCGCCGGCCAGGCCCAUGGCCGCGUCCGAGGACGGGAGCGGCUGCCUCGUGUCGCGGGGCCGCUCACAGAGUGACCCCAGCGUUCUCACGGACUCCUCGGCCACCUCCUCCGCGGACGCCGGGGAGAACCCAGAUGAAAUGGACCAAGCCCCCCCAGCGCGCUCCGAAUAUCUGGUCUCAGGGAUCCGAACUCCCCCGGUGAGGAGGAACAGCAAACUGGCCACCCUGGGCAGGAUCUUCAAACCCUGGAAAUGGAGGAAGAAGAAAAACGAAAAACUGAAGCAGACGACGUCUGCGCUGGAGAAGAAGAUGGCCGGCAGGCAAGGUCGGGAGGAGCUCAUCAAGAAGGGGCUGCUGGAGAUGAUGGAGCGGGAUGCUGAAAGCAAAGCCUGCAGCCCUGACGGAGGGCCCCGGGCCGCACAGAGCGAGCCCUCCACCCCCAAGCAGGAGACACUGACUUCAGAAGAAGCCCCGCCCGGAAGCCCUCUGGCCACUGGGACAGACCAGUCUUCCCUGGACGAGCCACUGUCCUUGGACUCCCAUUCUGACGAUGCAGCCAAGAUGCCGUCAGCAUCCAGAGGUGAAGAAGCAGACGCCGCCAGCAGCCUCCCGCCUACCACGGACGAACCCUCUCAAGCCUUAGCUGGGUCUGACUCCUUGGACAGUCCUCCCAGACCCCUGGAGAGAUCCAUGGGCCAGCUCCCCAGCCCCCCGCUGUUGCCCACCCCACCGCCAAAGGCAGGCUCCAAAACCACAAAAAAUGUCACAGGCCAGCCUGCGCUCUUCCAAGGCCCUGGCGGAAAGAGUGCUGACCCUCCCCUCCGAGGACAGCUUUCCACGCCCACAGGGUCUCCACAUCUCACCACUGUCCACCGGCCACUGCCCCCCAGCCGUGUCAUCGAGGAGCUGCACAGGGCGCUGGCCACCAAGCAUCGCCAGGACAGUUUUCAAGGAAGGGACGGUAAAGCGUCCCCGAAGAAGCGGGUGGACGUCCGCCUGUCGAGAACGUCCAGCGUGGAGCGGGGCAAGGAGCGGGAGGAGGCUUGGAGCUUUGACGGGGUCUCGGAGGGCAAGCGGACCGCCGCCAAGGGGUGUGAGGAGAACAAGGAGAACUUGAUCGUGAACUCGGAACUCAAGGACGACCUGCUGGUGUAUCAGGACGAAGAGGCGCUGAACGACUCCGUCAUCUCUGGAACACUGCCCAGGAAAUGCAAGAAGGAGCUCUUGGCGGUAAAGCUGCGGAACCGGCCCAGCAAGCAGGAGCUGGAAGACAGGAAUAUUUUCCCCAGGAGGACUGACGAGGAGAGACAGGAAAUCCGGCAACAGAUUGAGCUGAAACUCUCCAAGCGUGCGGCCCAGGGGCCUGCGGUGGAGCAGAGCCCACGGAAAAACCUUCUGAAACAAAGGAAUGAUCAGACAGAGCAGGAAGAAAGAAGAGAAAUCAAGCAAAGAUUGACAAGAAAGCUCAACCAGAGACCCACGGUGGAUGAGCUGCGAGACAGGAAGAUUCUGAUCCGGUUCAGUGACUAUGUGGAGGUGGCAAAGGCUCAGGACUAUGACCGACGGGCGGACAAGCCCUGGACGCGGCUGUCCGCGGCUGACAAGGCAGCCAUUCGUAAGGAGCUCAACGAGUACAAGAGUAACGAAAUGGAGGUACACGCAUCAAGCAAGCAUUUGACAAGAUUCCACAGGCCAUAGAGAUUUUCUUCUGAGAAGAAUUUGUGUUUAAUUUUAUACCAACACUGAACCUUGAUCAGGGAACUUUCCUGAAGUUCGGCUCACGACUCCCUGCCAUGUCAGCGAGAGGAACGGGGCGCUCAGGCAGGUGAAGUCUGGGCCAUGAUGUUCGAGGGGAACUCAGAGGACACCCUUCGCUCUCUGGUGUCUGCGGAGUGGGAACUGUGGGGCCCGGUGGAGACCCAGAGUCGCUCUCCCAGAAGAAAACUGUCCUUUGCCUUUGAACCUGGUUUGACAGCUCUGCAGCGAGCCGGGGGGCCGGGCCGCGUGUGGGCAGGCGCACCCCGGGGCCUCCGACGCGGACGGACGGGCGGCGCAGCGGCGUUCAGGCUUAUGUUGAAAGACAUUUUUAUUCUGAUCACAGUUAAUUUGAGAACUCUUUAAGUUCGUGUUCCACAAAAUUAUUGACUGUAUUAUACUUUUCUUUCUUUCUUUUUUUUUAUAUAAUGUCUAACAAAAAAAAUACAGCUGCAACAUUUUGAUUCCUGUUAAUUUUGUUCUUUAAUUAAAUGACUACUUAUUGCAGGAAA
Messenger RNA from Ailuropoda melanoleuca (giant panda), 2651 nucleotides. It is a transcript of the gene PHACTR3, whose product is annotated as phosphatase and actin regulator 3. The transcript is spliced from 15 exons. The coding region runs from base 400 to 2082 and encodes 560 amino acids. The record is from RefSeq and is a predicted model, not a curated record. Gene Ontology annotation, biological process: actin cytoskeleton organization. NCBI's taxonomy places the organism in Eukaryota, Metazoa, Chordata, Mammalia, Carnivora, Ursidae. Gene Ontology annotation, molecular function: actin binding.